GCCAGUGUCAGUCCCUCCUGUCAGCUAGUCCAAGCUGGAGCUGGUCCUUACAGACACGCCCUCAACAGCGCUGCCCUGCUAGUAUACAUCGUCACAAGGUUGACCCUGCCAGCAAGAGGUUCAGCAGCGUUGCCUAGCAGCAUGGCCUUCUUAGCAAGUGGACGAGCAAAGGAGCCAGCUGGCACUCAGCAUCUCACUUCCUGUCUUUCCACCAAUCACAGGACUGCAACUAAGGGGAAGAACAUGAGCAUAUUCAGCAGAUCAACAGUGCAGCAAGACUCUAGGUCUCUGAGAGGAAGGCCUGGAGGCUCUGCAGCGGUCAGGUCCUUCUGCCCUCUAACCGCCCGGGCACAGAGGAGGAGGGACAGAGAGAGGAGAGAGGAGGAACAGCAAAGGAGGAGGAGAGAGGGGGAGGAGAAGGACAGGAGAGAGGGAGCUGAGAGACACCUACCAAGACCUCCACAGCUCUCCCUACAGGUCAGGAGGACUAACAAGGUUGCCCUGAUGACUGGACUCUCUGAACAAAGAACCUCUUGUGUCAGGUCAGUUCCUACCUUAAAGCCUAGGACAGGGGUGGGCAGCAGAUGCCCCCCCAGGCCCUGCACAAGGCCUAGCAGUACCUGUAAACCAAGACUCCAGGAAACCAACAACAACCACCUCUCCCGGCAUAGCAAACACCAACUGCCUCGCAAUCAGCACCUUCCUCUUCACCACCGAACAGUUUCUAACUACUAUAGCAACCCCAAGACCUUCAGUAGUCUCCAGAACUCAGGAAGACAUUCAAGCAGGACUCCAAAUCAAAUACCAUUGACUAAUGGCUCAGUCAUCAGACCGCUGAGUGAGAACCCUGGGGUCCUAAGGUUGUCCAGAAGAAGAAGAGGCCUCCCACCAGAUACCAGCCCUAGCCCCCUGAAUCGGGUUCCUUCGGACAUCAACUCAUCGAAGAAAUGCGGGACAGUGCAAUGCGAAGACGGUGAUGUCCCAUUGGAGAGUGACUACCAUACUGGUGAGAUACUACAGAAGAAGAUGGACUGUGCUAAAGAUGGUAAAGAGGGGUAUGUGAGUAAUACUGGAGAAAUCACUGGUAGUAGUCAUGAUGAAGAACUUAGACAAAAUAGAUGUGGCCGUGUUGGAGAGAUGAGACUAGAGAGGGGCAGCUGCAUUAGUGACGACCUACAGGACAAGGUGAAUGUUAGAGAGUUAAGCUUGACCAAGGUCUGUGCUCUGGAGCCCUCUCAAAAAAGGGUCAACUUUACCAGCAUUAUCACAAACGUUGACAUCAGCCCUGUCAGUGAGGUCAUGUAUCGACAUGUCAGAGAAAAGAGGCUCCAGAGAAAUCAGCCUGCUUCAUCCACAAUCCCUAAGCUAAUUACCAGAACUGCUGAUUCUAGGACUGUUGCCAGAGCUGCUACUGCUAGGACUUCUGUAACUAAAGCUGCUAUCAACUCAGUGACACCUAUACACAUACACACUGACCCACCAGCCACUUACUCUGCCAAGCACACUGCUAAGGGUACUAACAAAGGUGCUAGCAAGGACAAUACCAAGUGUACUUCACCAGCCAGCAGUUACUCUAUCCAUAAUUCUAAAGGUGCUGCAAAAGAUACUUCCAAGUGUACCACAGAAGACUCGACAAAGGACAUUGCACCUGUCAGUAGCUAUUCUAUCACUUCCGAGGGCUCAACAAAGGGCCUUAACCAGACCAAGUCUGCUACCUCAGCCAUCAAGACCAGGUCCAGCCCUAGAAUCCUUCUGAAACGUUAACAAACACCUGAACUAUGUCUGAAAACAUGUUCUCACAGAUUCAUUAUUCGCAAUAUUUAGAAUUGUUGAGAAAGACAGUUUUGAAAAUAGUAAAAACAACAUCAGAUACUGUUGAUCAUUAGCACUGCAUGAUGAUGGUUGUUGGCUGGUUGGAUAGUAACCCGUGACUAUGUACUGUUCUUUACAUUUGUCAGUGAUUGUGGGAUUCGAUAUAGGAAAAUAAAUAAUGAGAAGAGAGCGUAAUGGCAGACACUUUGUAAAAUGGACAGUAUAGUGAAAAGUCACUAUUUUUAGAUGGUCCCUUGCCGUAUCUGAAAAAGUAGCUUGAUAUUUUUGUAUUAAUAUAUUCAUAUAUGAAAGGCACUGUUUUAAUCAAAGCACAUAGUUUACUUGAGUCAGUCUACUGUACAGUUUUCAGCAGCAAAGGUUACAGUACAGUCUUGCCAUUUCAGUUAAACAAGAAUAAUGGGCCUCAUUCACCAACUAUUCUGUAAAAGACAUUUCUUCUUAAAAACCACUUAUGCAGCUUUCACAAAGAUUCUAACAUUCACAACUGUUUCCUUAUUUGGGAUUUCCUUUUUUUUUCUUUUCUUAGGUAAGAAUGUACACACACUCAGGAGCACAGUAGUAUUAUUGACUUUGAAUUACAAUGAAUUUUUAUAAUUCAUAAUUUUUUAAAUAAUCAUUUUGAUUAUUUUACAAAAAGCAUUAUGGUUUUUUAAAAUAAACACUCCACUUACAAUUCAAACUAGUUAUGUUAACGAGAACCAUGUAUCCAGUGAUUACUGUUAGAAAAUAUCACGGGCGGAUAGGACAGCCAGGGCAGAAAGUAACAAAGCACCAUUCUGGGUAAGUUAUUAAUAACUCACAGAAACACUUCGUGAAAUAGUCCACUUCCACCUAUUCUCCCCCUCUUGCUGUCUCUCUUUAAACACUUGCAGCCACACCUUGGAGAAUGCCACCAUGCUCAUCUCUGUCCUCAGUCCUGACAGUUGUGCUGUAAUGCAUAAAGUUUGUGCGUGGGGUGGUUGAUUAACACAUAUUUUUAGUAUCCGAUACAUCUUUUUUGUGCUAUUUUAUAUCCACUCCUGACUCUACUAACAGUGACAGCUUGUUUGGUGUAUGCUUCCUGCAGAAGCACGUUCACUUCAGAGCUAUUGAAGUUUUUUCUGGAGUCCGUUGCUCCACCCUCUUUAGAGGUUGGACAUUCUAGUCUUACUUCUCUCAACUUUUCUUCUUCUUUUUCUUCUUCAAGUUCUGUGUGCGCACACCGCACUGCAGUCUCAUCCCUGCAGUCUCACAUCAUGAAUCUGACGUAGACUUUUCUUAGGACCUUUCUUAAGAACAAAUUUGAGAAAAAACUUUGGAAGAUGUUGGUAAAUGAGGCCUAAUAUUUCAGAUCAAUAACAUAAAAGUCCUACAGAUUUCUCACUUAAUACCCACAACGAAUCAAAGGAUAGGUUCCCAUUUUUCAAGGCUGUCUGAAAACAAUAGUCAAGUGCUCGUAUAGAUUUCAAUUUAAGUUAUGGGCAACAAAAUCCACAGUUCUGUGCAAAAACAAAGCAACGUUGAGCUGAAACUAAUACAAGGCUUUAGCAGUCUAAGGACCCAAACACAACAAACCAACUCGUGGCAACAAAGGCCCAUGCUGUGUCGCUUUACAUCCCCUUUGUCUCAACCAAAAAGUUGCACAUGAGCACACUGGAAAGACUACAGGCGACGUAUGUUCUAAGCCUGCUUGAGAGGAAAUAACACCAGCAGACAGUAGUUGUCUGUUAUUGUCAUUUAAAAAGGGAAACUGGAAAACUGCCAGUUAGCACAUUAACAACGCAAUCCAAUGUUUAAAGUACGGAGCUUAUUUUCCAUGCACCAGUGAACAAUACACAAACCAUCAGGAAAUGUUUCUGCUAAAGAGCUCAAAGAGCUCUGGAUAAAGAAAAUAAUCUGACCUUAUGGAACAAGUUUGUUUUGGUCUCACUCCCUCUGGAGUUAAGCUGUUUGUUUUUGAUUUUGUUUUUCAAAUCAGACCUUUAAGAAAGACUGUCUGCACUGUUAUUUGCAAGUGAUUAGAUCGAAUUUGUGUGUCUGGAAAUCAACAACCAAUCUGUAUGGGUUGCUAUGGUAAUGGCAUGGUGUCAGUAAGUACGUAGCCACACAGGUGAUGCAGCUUUUGGACAAGGCAGCAUGAGAAAUGGAGGCUAACAAUAACAGUAAAUAGGGAAAGGGAAAAUAAAGUAAGUCUCUGUCAUGCAGCAUUGCAGAGAUAUUUAGCAUUAGUAACGUUAUGUCUCACAUGACAUUUACCACCCCAAUGUUAACUUCUUUAGUGUACAGUAUGCUCAGCUGGACAGUGACAUCUUACAAGAGGCUCUUUAAGAUCUAAUUUGAGCAUCCAGACUGAGACACGUCUGUGGAAAUGUGAUUUGAAUAUCAACCCAAUCCCAUGUGAAACCACUUCCAAAUGUGGUUUGUAUCUGAUUUUCAAAAAUUCUCAACUCAACUCAACUCAAACUUUUAUAGAGCACAUUUAAAACAACCGGGUUUGACCAAAGUGCUGUACAGAUUAAAAGCAGCACAGAUGAUAAAAGUGACCCAUACAAUACAGGAAUUACAAUAAAUAAAAUAAAUACCAAAGUACAUAAACACAGUGCUAUAAAAUAGAAUAAAAUAAAUUAAAAUUAAAUUAAAAUUUUGCCAGAAGUCCAUUUAAACUCGAUUAAAAGCCAAGGAGAAGAGGUGUGUCUUUAGGGAGGAUUUAAAAACCUCAAUCGAUCCCGCAGAGUGGAUGUGCCAGAUCAGGUUGUUCCAGAGCCUAGGGGCCGCCACCACAAAGGCUCAGUCACCUUUGGUUUUUAGCCUCAUUUUGGGGGUGACCAGUAGCAGCUGAUUAGAAGAUCUCAAUGUUCUGGCAGGGGCGUGGAUACGGAGGAGCUCAGUCAAGUACUGGGGGGCUAGGCCAUUGAGAGCUUUAAAAACAAACAAUAAAAUUUUAAAAUCUAUUCUAAAAGCAACCAGGAGCCAGUGCAGCGAAGCUAGGACAGGAGAUAUGUGGUCACGCUUGCGUUUGCCAGUGAGGAGAUGGGCAGCUGCAUUUUGUACCAGCUGCAGGCAAUGCAAGAGUGAGUGGUCCGGGCCAAAGUACAGUAAGUUGCAGUAAUCCAGUCGUGUGUUAAUAAAAGCAUGGAUUAGAGUCUCAAGAUCUUUACGUGGCAGGUACCCUUUUACUUUCGAUAAAAUCCUCAAACGGAAAAAGCUGUUUUUCACAACCGAACUGACCUGGCGAUCAAAUUUCAGAUUUUUCGCUGAUGACAGGAUGUUUGGUGUAAGGGGGCCCAGAAAGCCAGCAGGAAAGUCUGCUGGACCACAUCCAAACAUUAUGAUUUCAGUCUUGUUUUCAUUUAGAUUCAAAAAGUUUGUGGUCAUCCAGGAUUUAACAUCGUUUAGGCAAUCAAGCAAUGUCUGUACAGAGUCACUGGAUUUUGAUGUUAAAGGCAGGUAAAUCUGAACAUCAUCGGCAUAACAAUGAAAAGAAAGAUUAUAAUUCUUGAAAACUGACCCUAAUGGUAGCAUAUACAGUAAGAAAUGAAAAUUGCAUUUCAUGUGGUUUUUGCUGCCCAGACUUUCUAUAUCAAUCUGAGUACUAUCUGGAUAUGCCAAAAACCAGUUUGGGCUGGCAGUCGGAAUAAGGCCUUAGUCUGUUGAAUCAAGUGGGUAUCUUCCAAAGAUAGUCUUUUUAGUAUGGGUUCUUCUCUUUGUCUUCCUGUCCACCUGCCAAAGCUCAACAGGAAAACACUUACCAGGGAACCAAAAAGGAUGGAUUUUGUACAAAAUAGGCCAUAACUAUGGAAUAUAUAUCCACUUCAUUUGUUGGAUUCAGACUUCUGCAGCCCCAUAUUGACUUUUUACUAUUGUGUGUGUUGUGGAAUGCAUUCAUCCCCAUUUCCACCAAGCAGUCUGGUACGGUACAGUUCAGUUCGGUACGCACUUGUUCCAUUUCCACUGUGAAAAGUUGUGGAUGGUACUAAUGGAACCAUUCCUAACUGUCCCCAUUUUGGUCACCCCUCUUUUGGGUUACCCAGCACACAGAUCUGGUACUAAAAGGUGGAGCUAGAAACACUGCAGUCCAUUAGAUAGAGGACUGUCACUCUUGCUGAGCGCUGAGUUGUGGCAUGAAAGGAUGUUUUGCUGCCUCUUGCAGCAGCUGUAGACUGAGAAAAAAAUAACUUAAUUAAUUAAUAACACACCUUAAAUUUCAAUAUGACAACUCUGACCAUUCCAUUAGUUUUUAUUGUCCCUCUUGGAUGACACACUUUAAGUAAUGAGUGGAUCUUCAAGGGUUUAAAAAUUUUUUAUUAAUUUCAGAUGGAUUAUGUGAACUGCAUAUAUUCUAAUCCUCGCUUGGACAAAAAUAAAAGCAUUGUGGAGCGUGGUUCCUCUGGGCUCUGGCAGCACUAAACCCUUGCGCUUGCCCGAGACGGACUAAAUGCACAAACUUGCUAUUUUUAAAUAUCCCACUGAGAGAGACUGUCACUGCAGCCUGUUCUGUUUUGUUUUAAAAAUGUUGGUGUGCAACCCUGUUCUGUGGACGAUAAAUGAGGUGCAGCCUUCUCUCUGUAUCAGGGAGUUACAACAACCCUGCCCACAUUUAAGAGUACUGUUUGUAGUGGAAAUGCUGAAUGGAUCUAGUGUAUAGGUACCAUGUCUGAAGGGUUACUUUUGGUUCUGGUACCAUACGGAAAGUGUUUGGUGGAAACGGGGCUUUUUUGUACUGUGACUGUGGAUUUUGUCCUCCAUCACUCACAUUGAAUGUGCAUUAGGAAGGGCUUUAUUAUCAGGAGGAAUGAUAACAUUGAGCAAAGUAUUGUUUUAAGACAGAUUUGAAGAAAAUAAACCAAUCCUAUAAGGAGUCAGUGGCAUGUAAAUGGAAACAUCCAUUCUAUCCACAUCAACUCUUACAGCCACCAGUACCACCAGCUGUAUAUGUGAAACCAGCAGCACAAUCACCAGCCGAACUGUCUUUACCAGCCUGUGUCAUGUCAGAAGGACCUCCCAAUCUACUGUUUUUUUUUUCAAUGGGUAGGAUUUGUUUUCAAGUAGGUUACGUGUGAAGUAUACAAGAACAAAACUGGUUUUUAUUCACUCCUUAUUUCUUCUGAAUAAAUUCGCCUGUACUGUAUGUACCAUUCACAAGUACCUCACAAGGCACACAAAAGAGUAUGGAGGGGGCCGCGUAAUGACAUGUGACAUGCUUAUUUCAGAGUCUGUGUGGAUUAGUACACUUGUAAAAAUAGAAGAUAUGUGUUUGUGAGGCAGGUGAGCAACAAACAUAUGAAGAAACGCCUCAGUAAAUACUGGUGACAUGGUUUGUCCUUAGCUGUCAACAUGGCCAUCACAUUGUAAGAUAAUUGACUGGAUGAGUCACCACACUAGAAAUCAUGGAAACGACUGAAACAUCAGGAGGCUUUAAGAUUAUAUCAGGUGCUAUCAGGUGCUAUUAGCUUGCUCAUAAACAUGGGAGGUUAAAUAGAAGAGUGGUAAAAUCACAUGGCUGUGUUAAAUAAAAUGAAUCUAACUCUGGUAACUCCAAAUGAAAAGAAAAAAGAAAACAGCAACUGUGGGAGAUGGCAAAGCUGCUGCCUCUGCUAUAGCUUUCAAAAUCAUCUUAAGGUUGCCAAGAUAUUUCUGCACACAGGGGCUUCAAAUAAGUAAUUGACAAAUGUGUUUGUAAACCACUUUGUGAUACUCUGUCCAUGCUUUUGUCCACUAGCACGUUUUAAACUAUGUUAUGCAUAAAGCAUUGAAUCAGUUUCAUAUCAUACCUCAUUUCAUCAUACCUGUCUCAGCUGUGGAGCAUUAAUAAACCAUAUAUUGACAUGUGCAUUCAAGGCCUUUAAACACAAGGGGCAUUUCUUCCAUAUGGUUGAUUUGCUCUUCAGUACAUACUCUUCAAACUGUUAUCUUUGUUAUGAGUACUUAAACACAGAACAUGAACAUUACGCAAUGAAAAGCACCGUUUUGUUUACUUGAAUGAGGUCAAUUUUUCUAGACUUUUGCACCGCAAAAAAAAGGAUCAAGGCAUCAAUCACUUUGCGCCCACAAAACAUCCUCUGAAUGAGGAUUACAACACAACAUGGAGGCUCACACAAACCAUGGACUGUUUACCAAAAUUUAAAUUACUCCUCUGACAAAGGAAGUCCAUGUCAGAUCCACUCCUUCAUUCUUACCUUUCACAAUAAUUGCCUGAGACGUGUACACUGUGUAACUGUUUACCAGAGGGUACUCAAAUUUUGUCAGAAUUCAUAAAAAGAAGCUUGAUAUAAUAGAUUCCAAUACCUUCGGCUAAACAACAACUUACUGCAGACAGACCGCAGACAAAAGCUUUUGUUGAACAAGUGUUGCAACUGUCACCAAUUCACAUCACUGCCAGUAUGAAUAGUUUUGAUACAAAAUUCAAUUCAAUUCAAUUCAAUUUUAUUUAUAAAGCCCAUUAUCACAAAUAACAAUUUGCCUCAGAGGGCUUUACUGCAUACGACAUCCCUCUGUCCUUUGGAUCCUCACAGCGGAUAAUGAAAAACUCCCCUAAAAAAAUGGUAGACACCUCAGGAAGAGCAACUGAGGAGGGAUCCCUCUUCCAGGAAAGAGAGACAGAGAGAGAUGCAGGACAGACAGUAAUGACAGCUUACAACAACAUUAAUUUAAGUAAUAAUAUUACAAUAAUAAUUAUGGCUAUUGUGGUACAAUAUAUUGUAGGUAUAACUAAUGAUAAUAGCAGCAGUAGGAGGCAUCAGGCAGGACCACGGCAGCAGCACAACCACGUCACACGAUCCAGGCACAGCUGCGAUACAAGGUAACCUGCAAGACAGUGGAGCGCAAAGGCUCCAGAGAAGAAGCCGAGUUAGUGACAUGCAGUAAUAGGAUGUGAAUGUUAGCAAAGGAGAGAGAGAGAGAGAGAGAGAGAGAGAGAGAGAGAGAGAAGGAGAGAAGGUGCUCAGUGUAUUAUAGGUGAUGUAUUAUAGGAGGUCCCCCGGCAGACUAGGCCGAUGUCAGCCUAACUAGGGGCUGGUCCAAGACAAGCCUGAGCCAGCCCUAACUAUAAGCUUUAUCAAAAAGGAAAAUCUUUAGGCUAGUCUUAAAUGUGGAGACGGUGUCUGCCACCUGGACUGAAACAGGAAGAUGAUUCCACAGAAGAGGAGCCUGAUAGCUGAAGGCUCUGGUUCCUGAUCUACUUUUGGAGACUUUAGGGACCACGAGUAAAAUUUUAACUAGUGCUGUCUCAGUGCUAUGAUGCACUCUAAAUCCUGACUGAAAUUCCUCAAAUAAAUUAUUAUCGCAGAGAAAGUCACACAGCUGGUCUGCGACUACUUUCUCAAGGAUCUUUGAAAGAAAGGGAAGAUUAGAAAUUGGUCUAUAGUUGGCUAACACCUCUGGAUCCAGGGUGGGCUUUUUUACAAGAGGUUUAAUAACAGCUACCUGAGACGAUUGUGGUACUUAGCCUGCUAAUAAAGAUAUAGUGAUCAUGUCUAAUAAGUCAGUGUUAGCUGAAGGUAAGACUUCCUUUAGUAGCCUAGUUGGGAUGGGGUCUAAGAGACACGUUGAUGAUUUAGAUCAUUGAAGUCAGUUGUUGAAGAGAAAUCGGGGAGAAGCUAUCUAAAUAUAUAUUAGGUCUUACAGCUGUGUUUGAGGGCAGAUUGGUUCCGUUUGAGGGCAGGAGGUCAUGAAUAGGUCGAAUAGGUAAAAUUUUGUCAUUAAAAAAGCUCAUAAAAUCAUUCCUGCCAAGGGCUAAAGGAAUAUAAGGCUCAAUAGAGCUGCGAAUCUCAGUCAGCCUGGCUACAGUGCUGAAAAGAAACCUGGGGUUGUUCUUAUUUUCUUCUAUUAAUGCUGAAUAAUAGUUUGCUCUGGCAUUGCGGAGGCCCCUCUUAAACGUUUUGAGACUGUCUGCCCAGACUAAACAAGAUUCUUCCAGUUUGGUUAAUCGCCAAUUCCUUUCAAAUUUUCACGAUAUUUGUUUUAACUUACGAGUUUGAGAGUUGUACCAAGGAGCGAACUUUCUCUGCUUUGAUAACUCCUUUUUAAGAGGUGCUAUGGAGUCGAGUGUUGUUCACAGCGAGCCUGUAGCGCUAUCGACAAGAUGAUCAAUUCCCAAAGAGUUUAAAGUCGGUAUGGGAAACCUCUGUUACAGAAGGAUAUGGUAUUAAAUGGCAUCGAUGGAAUCAUUUCCUUAAAUUUUGCGAGAGCACUAUCUGAUAAACACCUAUUAUAGUAACUGUUGCUAAGUGGCAUGUAAUCGAGUAGAAAGAAAUCAAAAGUUAAUUAUUAAAUAAUGAUCUGGGAGAGAGGGAUUCUGUGGACAGACUAUUAGGUUAUCAGUUUCAAUUCCAUCCAUCAGAACUAGAUCGAGGGUGUGGUUAAAACAGUAAGUGGGUUUAUAUACACCCUGACUGAAGCCAAUGGAGUCUAAUAAUGAGAUAAACGCAGUAGCGAGGGAGUCAUUAUCAACGUCAACAUGAAUGUUAAAAUCACCUACAAUAAUAACUUUAUCUGAUUUAAGAACUAAACUGGAUAAAAACUCGGAGAAUUCAGAUAAAAAUUCAGAAUACAGGCCAGGAGCACGGUACACUAUAACAAACAGAAGUCAGUCCCUCCAGGAUCUUGCGGGAAAAAAAACUUGAAUUUGUGGCCAAUUUUGUCAAAAAUUGCGAUUAAAUUUGCAGCAUUUUUAUGUGAUUUUUUUGCGGGAAAUUGCGGCAAAUGACAAAAAUUGCGGCUAAUGACAAAAGGAGGGGAAAAAAAUGUCUUUUUUUAUUUUCUAUUACUACGUCCAAAAACAUAGGUCAUGUAAUCACUUGCUAUAAUAAUCAUACUGAAUAUUACAAAAAUAGCUGCAAAUGUUUUUUAUAGUUCUCUUCUUCAGUUUUAUUUAAUAACUUUCAAAACAUGGACUCCAAUAAUGUUGCAAAAAAUCCUGAGUGAAUAUUGUAGCUCUCAAACCACACAAUGUGACUGUAAAACAACAUGUAAACUACAUCUUCUGUAAACAUAACAUUUUGAUAAAUUCAACACAUAUUGUAUUUAAACAGUGUAAAUUCUUAUGUCAAUACAGAGCGUUUCUCCAUACUGCCAUGCCAUUAGCGCAUUUGAUGACGCGUCUGAUGACGUUUCAAAUGACGUCGCAUGCACGACGACUUCCGGUUGGACAGAAAAUGCGGAAAAACGUGGGAAAAUAGUGAUGGGCAAAGCAGUUCUUUAGAUGUUACUGAAUCACUAGAAUCAGUUCAUUAAAAUGAUCCAUUCAAAAGAUUCGUUCACCAAAUCGUUCAGUGCUUGGCGGGAGGAGCCCUGACUGUGUACUGCGUAGUCCAACUCACUGGGGCGGCUGUGGCUCAGAGGUAAAGCGGGUCGUCUACCAAUCAAAAGAUCAAUGGCUCAAUCCCCUGCUCCUCCAGUCUGCAUGUCUCAGUAUCCUUGAGCAAGAUACUGAACCCCAAAUUGCUCCCGAUGGCUGUUCCAUCGUUGUGUGAGUGUGUUAAAACUGAGUAGCAAAUGGUACCUUGUAUGGUAGCCUCGGCCACCAGUGUAUGAAUGUGUGUGUGAAGGGGUGAAUGUGACUCGUAGUGUAAAAAGUGCUUUGAGUGGUCAGAUGACUAGAAAGGCACUAUACAAAUGCAGGUCCAUUUACUGAACUGAAACACGGCUGAAAAAUUCAUCAUUCAGUUUAGUUCACGGCUUCCGCGAGUGCUGUGGCAGUGUUGCUUUGACAAACACAUUUAUAAAAGUAAACACGUUUAUAAAUCAUGAUUUUUUAAGUGUCCUCGCCGAGUAGGCUAUUGUAAAUAAACGCCGUUUAGAAUGAGGGUUUAACUGGUCUACUACAGUUCGGCAUUGGGCUCAGGGCUGAGGGCUCACGUUCACUUACUGUAUAGUACAUUCAGUGCGUUCACUUAACGUACCACACACUCCGAUUGUUUGCAGAUAUGGACAACUUUCAAUCAAGUGUGUAUGUGUGUACAUUGUGCUGUGUGGUCACCCCUCCCUUGUAAUGGUUGAGUCCUGCAGGUGACUACUCUCAGAAGAAAACAACACUCAAGAAAACAAAGUUGUGAUAUAGAAGUGCAGUUUAAUUGCAAGUCAAGCAUACAAUUUGCAUUGCAAUGCAUUUUCAGGAACAGUAAAGAAAUAAAACUGAGCUGCCUAAUAUGAAAUCAUAUUUAGUUCAGUGUCUACUGUAACUUAAUUGAUUGGCCCUACCCCUAGCACUUGCCCACUACCACUUGGCCCUCGAAAUGAAGCAAUGAGGGGUAGGGGUUGAAAUCUUUCACUAGGAAUUGGGACACCACUCACUACGUCACCGCGUUGGUAACGUUCACGCAUACGUAACUAUUUUAAACAGGAAGCUGCGAGCCAUCUACAUUUCCAACCAGCAUCUAUAAUGGAGUCUCCAGUUGAGUUCAUCCUACCGAUCGCGUUUGCAUUAUUCAUCAUGCUUCGUUUAAUGAAUGACAGACGACAGGGGACUUCUGCUAGCUAGAUAGCUAGCUAACCAGCUAACAUUACGAGGCAGCAGCAUAGUUAUACUAGCUGGCGUGUUAUCGUAAUGUGAAAAAUCCGACAAUUUUGCAGAACAGGAAAGAUGACAGACGCCAGAUAGUGCGAGCUAGCUAGCUAGCUAACAAGCAACCUGACGACAGUAACAUUAGCUAUGUAUGAACUUUUUUCUCAGUCUCUUGAUCGGUGGUAGCCAUGGCGACGUCUACCCCUCACUGGCAAGUCAGCAUCUGAAAUCCCUCACUCCGAAGGGCUAGUUUCAUACCCACUACCCCUCGUUAUGCCUCCUACCCCUACACACAAAAAGGAAUAGGUACACCCCUAUCCCUCGCAGGAAUGCACAAAUGUAGGGGUAGGGCUAAGGGGGGGUAUUGGGACUGGCCCCAAAGCUUGAUUGACAGAUUCAUGAGUUUGUUUGGAUGUGAUUAUACAAGUGAAAAUUAGGCCUUCAAAAUCACAGUAUUCUCACAUGACAAUGCAGCAAUAACAUUAAAAAAACGUGUUGCCAUAUUCUGACGUAUAAUUAGUUGUCAUUCAUAUUUAUUGCUGUAAUUCACAUCUUUUAAUUCUAUUCAUAAUUUUAUUGACAUUUGUAUAUAUUUUGUUCUACCACAUUUUUUUGUUCACCCAUUAAUCACUCACUCAUAUUUUGUUCUAUUGCUACUUGUUUUAUACAGUACUUGUUACAUGUAACAACACACGGACAGUGUGUUGUUGCUGUGGCAAUUUGGCAAAGUAAAAGUUAUUUCCCUCCGAGAUUAAUAAAGUGCCUGAUAGACUUGAACACACCCCCAUUCACUCAGUCUCUCUGUUGCUGCUACUGCAUCUGCCCUGCACUGGUGAGUCUCAUUACUAGCCAGCUUAACGUUUUAAGUUUGUUUAUCUGGAAACUAAGUCUGUUAAAACAAUGGGGAGGUGUGUGAUUGUGUUCGUAUGGCUUGACUCCUGGCUACAUUAGCCAUUAGCUUGGAGGAAACGGUCCCUAUGAAAGUGUAUUGCUGAGAAGAAAUGAUUUGAAUCACUCAGGGAUCAGGGUUACAUUGUUCACCGAGUGAUUCCUCACGCAGUAGGCAGUCCCUCCCUGCACCGUGGCUGCCUCGCGACUCGCGAGUGAUUCAUCGUUCGCACGGACCAAAUCGGCAGUUCCACGCCCGGCCUGCAUGCUCGCUGCUGAGCUCAACUGAACUGAGAAAUGAACAAAACAGUUCCGGAAGUGAUUCAGUUCAGUACGUUCACUCAACAGAUUCAUUCUUUUGAACGAUUCGUUCGCGAAUGACUACACUACGGGAAAAUCGCGGGACUUUUGAACAAUUGCAAGCCCCCGCAAAUAUUGCAGACUUUCACUGAAUUUGUGUUAAUUAUUGCGAUCGCAAGAUCGCGAUUUUCUGGAGGGACUGAGAAGUGGCUGUGAGGUUUUCCAGGUUGGAUGUAAAAGACUAAAAACAAGGCUUUCAAAGGAGCUAUAAUCUAGUUUAGGUUUUGGGCUGAUUUACAGACUAGAGUUAAAAAUGGCUGCAACUGCCCCUCCUUGGCCGCUGCCCCAAGGAAUGUGGGUGUUAUUAUGAGUGGGAAAAGUGGAUUCAUUUAGACUGUCAUAUUCAUCUUGACACAGCCAGGCUUCAGUGAAGCUGAGUAAAUCAAUAUGAUUAUCUGAUAUUAAUUUGUUUACUAACACUACUUUGGAUGAUAGAGACCUAAUAUUUCACAAUCCACACAGGGGAGGUUUUAAUUUAUUAGGUUGUUAUGCACAACUCCUCUUUGUUUAAUUUUAGAUUUAGAUAAUUUAGGUGGUCGGGGGACAGACACUGUUUGUAUAACUCUAUGGGUGGGUAAGUGCACUAGAAGCUCAGAGAAGCGUGCAAGACUGCGACUCUGAGUCCUGAUAUCAACUCUGGGUUGUCAGGGUUUUGAAUUAGUAAUAAACUUGGCCAGGUUUCAAGAUAUGAGGGCCGCUCCAUCCAAAGUGGGAUGAAUGCCGUCUCUCCUAAUCAGACCAGGUUUUCCCCAGAAAGUUUGCCAAUUAUUAACGAAAUCCACAUCAUUUGCUGGACACCACCUGGACAGCCAGCAAAAAUAUUUGCAGUCAAGUAUUUGGGAUUUUCGUGUUGUUAUUUCGUCACACCCCUGGUGUGUAAAGAUGUUUUGUAUAUGGUUAGAAUACAUGCAUAAAACUGCAUUCAUUACAACUAACUUUAAAAGAUAUUUAUCCUUUAGUUAUACAAGAAUAUAAAAAAGUUGGGACGCUGUGUAAAACUUCCAUAAAAACAGAAUGAAAUGAUUUGCAAAUCCAUUUUGACCUAUGUUUAGUUGAAUGCAGUCCAAAGACAAGAUAUCAAAUGUUCAAACUGAUAAACCUUAUUGUUUUUUGUUAAUAUACACUUGUUCUGAAUUUGACGCCUGCAACAUGUUUCAAAAAAAGUUGGGACAGGAACAUGUCUACCACUGUGUUCCAUCACCUUUUAUUCUAACAACACGCACCAAGUGUUUGGGAACUGAGAACACUAACUGUUGAAGUUUUGAAAGUUAAAUUCCUUCCCAUUCUUGCUUGAUAUACGACUUUAGUUGCUCAACAGUCUGGGGUCUCUGUUGUAGUAUUCUGCAUUUUUUUUGCACAUUUUCAGGAGGAGACAGGUUUAGACUGCAGGCAGGCUAGUCUAGUACCUGCACUCUUUUACUAAGAAGCCACGCUGUUGGCACACGAGCAGAAUGUGACAACGUCCAUGAUUUCCAAAAACAGCUUGAAAUGUGGACUUUAGUCUCAACUUGCAUUUGUAGAUGCAGCAACAAACUGUGUUUACUGACAAUGGUUUUCCGAAGUGUUCCAGAGCCCAUGUGGUAAUAUGCUUUAUAUAAUCAUGUUGGUAUUUAAUAAGUGCUGUCUGAAGGAUCAGAGGUCAUGGGUAUUUCAUUUUGCAUUUAUGAUGAUAUUAUAGAUACUAUGAAUUGUAGAUUGCGAAAUACCUAAAUUGCGUGUUGAAAAACGUUGUUCUUAAACUGUUGGACUGUUUGCCCUGGCAGUUUUUCACACAAUGGUGAACCUAGCCCCGUGCUUGUAUUUAACUGAAUAUAGGUCAAAAAGGAUUUGCAAUAUCAUUGCAUUGAUAUACAUUCAAAACAGCAUCCCAGUUUUUUUGGAAUUUGGUUUUAGAUUUGAUUUUAACUUUCUGUGUUAAAUGAGACCUCCUUCCACUUAUGUCAUUGUGAAGCAUUGCGUGAUGAUUACAAAACAGUGAUGCACCAGGUUGGUCUUCCACAAAGCCUAAAUCUAACUGUGUACUACAUUUAUUGUGUCAUGAAAUUGUGCUUCUUCAUCAUCAUGACACCAUCAGAUACCAAAAACAGCAGCUUUGUUGUGGUUACUGCAAAACAUUUUUACAAAUAUUUCACUGUUGCAAAGAUGGUCUUUUCAUAAAACGGGGCUGUCUAUGCAGUAGGAAGAUGCAAGAUUGGUGCUACAUGACAAGAGAAAAAACAGUGGGGAAGGGCUGUGACAUUUGCUUUUGCUCAAGAGGUACAAAACCAACUAUCAGAAUGCACUGCACCAAACCAGGCCAAUAAAUGCUCCUGCUGGUGGGUGAUAUAAUGCGAGCUUGGCUGUUCUGACACAGUGAACAAUAUAACACCCAGCUGGUAGCAAAAAGAUCUAGAGUCACAGUUUAACAUUCAGCUAAAACAUAUUUCUGAAAACAUUUCACCAGAGGAUCCACGAUAUAAUAACAAUGCUUCAGUUACAAUACAAUAUUAUUGCAAUGUUAAACAUGUUGUGACAUGCUGAGUAUUGCAGUAAAAAAUAUUGUGAUGUUUUGUGAUUUAUUACCCUUUUCCAACUGCAAAUAAUGUUUAAUGUUCACUUUGUCAACAUCUCUUUUAUCGAAUAAGAUAAAGUUUUCAGUCUGUUCAUCUCACUACAGCCUUUUUUUUUCAGCAAAAUGUAUCUAGUGGACUGAAAAAGCAAUUGCUUAUCUUAUUCUAGUAGGCUACCUAAAGUUUAAUUUGUAUUUGUAAUAUUAAUAAUUUAUAUAAUAAAAGAGCGACACUUGGCACUGUGUGACGAUACGAUGUUGCCACAUAAAACUAUGGCAAUACUAUGCUGUAUCGAUUAUUUCCCCCCACCCCUACAAAGUACCAUUUUUGAACUCAUCAUUGAUCAUUCUGCACAGGUGGCACACAAUGCUAAGUAGCAACAGACAGUUGGACAAUCUGGCUUCCUGAUAAAGGAUUCACAUUGUGUAUGACUUGUGAUUACUAGUUGUUCAAACAACUCACUUAUUCCCACUCACAUAUUCUAAGAGGGGAUGUUAUGUCUUGUGUGGGUGUGGCUGCAUAAAAAUGAGCGUCAGUCACUCUUUUCAAUUUUUAUUGGAACACUUUUAUGUCUGUGGCAUAUGUCUCGGCUAAAUGGCCUUUCAUGGAAGAUCAUGAAAUGGAUCUACUGGGAAAAGAAAAAAAUAUUUCAGUGCAAUAAUGUACAAUACAUUUGUGCUUUUUGUAGAUACUGACAUUUCAUGUGGACAGAGUUUUUCCUUUCAUUUUCUCAGCAGCCAUGGAGCUUGCUGAUUUGAUCAGUAGAGGAGUUCUCCAACUGAGAGGUAGAUCUUUACAACACAUGAAUUCAUGCCUUUAUUGCUGACCAUGAAUUAAUGGUAUGUCAUAGUAGUCAAUGCAUCUUUAAAGUGAUCUGGAAGGCGUUGUCAGUCUGUUGUUAUGUCUCUGUCUGUUAUUAUGUGGCUUUUUGUUAAGAGCAGUCUCUCUCAGCCCCGAGGAAAUAUAAUAAUAUGUAACACAUAAAAAGUCAAAUAUUUGUGCAGUGACAUCUAACAUAACUAUAAAAAGUCUGUAUAAAUGUGAAUUAUUCAAAUGAG
Epinephelus moara (kelp grouper) is the source of this 17168-nucleotide messenger RNA. RefSeq lists its product as uncharacterized. NCBI's taxonomy places the organism in Eukaryota, Metazoa, Chordata, Actinopteri, Perciformes, Serranidae. The record is from RefSeq and is a predicted model, not a curated record. The transcript has 4 exons. The coding region runs from base 142 to 1764 and encodes 540 amino acids.